AUGGAAAGAUCGGAACACGAGAAUGUCUCAUAUACCGAGACAGACUACCCAUUUCAAUUGCCAUGGUUCCCGAAAUCCCACACCCAUACGCGUUCCCAAGUUCUGAUCGAUAUCUGCGGAGUUGAUUAUCCCUCCCGAAGACGAAGAUUUGAAGCGGUUCAUAAUUCACCAAGUACUCGGUAUAACCCACGCAUUCGUGUACAAACCAGUGUAGACGAAAUAACACGAAUAUCUACGGUAGUCAGUCCAUUUCCAUCAGCCGGCCGGUGGGAGCGAGAAGUAUGGGAUAUGUCCGGUGUUUAUUCCAUCAAUCACCCGGAUCUACGCCGUAUAUUAACAGAUCACGGUUUCGAGGGUCAUCCAUUACGAAAAGACUCCCCCCUUAGUGGAUAUGUGGAAGUACGCUACGAUGAUCCGGAGAAACGUGUGGUUUCUGAACCAAUUGAGAUGACCCAAGAAUCCCGCUAUUUCGAUUUCGCUAGUCCUUGGGAACAAAUGGCGCGUAGCGACGAAGCUGAAGUCGCCUAAAAAUGAUUCGUCGAGGCGCCCUAUCUCCUCCAACUGGCUCCUUCCAAAAAAACAAAAUACGCUUCUGGUUUCUCCGAUUGGUGGCGGGAGAAGAUGUCUGGUUGGGACAAUGAGGCCAGCCAAGCCCUUGCUCAAAAGCGCUUGAGAAGGUCUCAAAGGGGAAGAAAAAAGA
Cryptomeria japonica (Japanese cedar) is the source of this 700-nucleotide messenger RNA. Its product is annotated as NADH dehydrogenase [ubiquinone] iron-sulfur protein 3. The transcript has a single exon. Gene Ontology annotation, molecular function: NADH dehydrogenase (ubiquinone) activity. NCBI's taxonomy places the organism in Eukaryota, Viridiplantae, Streptophyta, Pinopsida, Cupressales, Cupressaceae. Bases 1 to 528 code for a protein of 175 amino acids. The record is from RefSeq and is a predicted model, not a curated record.